UCUAAUUAAACUGAGAUUAUAAAGUCCAUCUUUCAUUGGUGAAACCGGGCUUUAAAAUGAGAUUUCAUUCUUUAGAGUGAGAAUCAUUCUAAAAAUUUUAGAGUGUGAAAUUAUAACAAUAACGUUAUGUUACUGUUAAUUGAUGUUGUUUACUGGGACAUCGGUACAUCGGUUCAUGAACCAAUGGACCAACGCGGAGCAAAAGAAAGGGCGGAACGCGGUGGAUGCAGCCGAAUAUGGAAUGCAUCGGGACUGCGGACGUCGACGCGGCGGUCCUGGAGUCGGGCGCCCGGUGGGAUAAGGAGAGGGGAAAGAGGGCCCCGUAGAAAAGGAAGGGCCAGUAGAACGGAGUGAGUUGAAACCUAGAACGGGGUCCGAGGCAUACGUUCGAAUCGAACGCGGCCUUGCCUAAACUUUAGCGAUAGUUUGCUCGCUCGCGGCUGCGCGGAUAUCCACGUUUCUUGUGGAACAAGUGAACAGCUCGACACGACGAGUGUUUCGCGACACAUCACGCGACGUCAUCGAGAAGAAGCGAGAGAGAGAGAGAGAGAGAGAGAGAGAGAGAGAAAAGCAAAGAGACGAGAGGAGUGCCCGCUCCGUCGGAAAGUGACCAAAGUGCAUCCUGGCUCGACGUAUCGGAGCAGCAGGUAGAAAGAUUGCAGGAGGAAGCAGAUCGCAAGGGAGAGAAAGAGCGAGGGAGGAAAGGAUCCGCGCGCGUCUAACGUGUGCGCAUCGGCGUGGAACUCGGCGAGGCCGGAUUCCGCGUGCCCUGCGCGUAACAUAGGUGCGUGCGUGCGUGCGUGCGUGCGUGCGCGCGUACGUACGUACGCGGCGUGCGUACGUGCGUGCGUGCGCGCGCGCGGGGACCUGUUGAUAGGUCGUGCAGGUGUACGAAGGUGGGCCCCGUGUCCCCCCCCACUCUGCCUUCUCCCUCUUUCGUCACCGCCGCCGCCGCCGUCGUCGCCACCGCCACCACCGCCACCACCGCCCGCCGUGGGCCGCUGUCGCUGCCGUCGACGACGACGACGACGAGAGAGAGCAUACACUCUCGGUUAACGCACAGCGCGUUAUGAUCGCCUGAUCGACGAAAGGAUAAUUCGGUGGCAUCGCCGCUCUGCCCGUUAUCGGGGCCGGAUGCCCUCGCCGUCCGUAUAUGGUGUCGUGGAAAAAAACAGAGCUCGCACCAGACAAGGAAUAACAAUUGUCGUCACGCGAGCGCGGAUUUUGAGUGAGAAGCGCGCGAGCGCGCGCGUGCAGGUGUUUGUUUGUGUGUGAGUGCGGAUGCACGGGAUCAAACCAUUGGAACCAUUGGAACCAUUGGAACCAUCUAAAAAUUAUCGUCGUCGCCUUUACGCCGUUUCCCUUCUUGGAUUCCUCUCCCUUUCCCCUCCUUCCCCGCCGUCCCUCUUUCCGCCGCGCGCGGACUGACCAUCGGCGGAACACCGGAGAGUGCUGAGUGCCCUCCUGGUUUUUGCGUUGUGGACCGCGCGCGCGCGAGAGUGGUGCCAAGCAGCGUGAGCUGUGAGGUGAAGUUACGCGUCACGCGUGUGCCUGUGGUGCAGUCCGUCGGGCCCCGACUUGAGAUGCCGUGGCUGCUCAAACUACGGACUCGCGAUUAGUUAGGGAGGUAACGUAAGUGAGUGACGACGUCACGAUGCGCAUGUCGCUGCCGCUGGGGUUAGUGCUUGUGGCAGCAGUCACGCUGCUAACAAGUGUGAAUGCUAACGCGGGGACUUACCUACGCAUCGACACGGACACGGCCACGUCGUCGUAUCACUUCGGAACGAAGGAUCGCGAUCAGGUGAUAGCCGGGAUGGAGGCCAGCUUGCUCUCCCUCUUGGGCUUCACGAAGAGACCGAGGCCGCAAGGUCGGGUGCACGUCCCGAAAUCGCUCAGGGAUCUUCACGCUCGUCAGAACGCCAUCGGUAUCGCGGAUAUAGCGAAGCCGGGUAUUCACGCGAGAUCGGCCAACACCGUUCGUUCGUUCCCACAUAUUGAGAGCGAUCUGGACCACAAGUUCCAAUCUCCAAAUCGUUUCCGGUUAUCCUUCAACCUAAGCAGAAUACCUAGCGGCGAGAUGUUGCAGGCAGCGGAGUUGAGUUUAACGCGUAUCGCGGUGGCGGAUGUCGAAAAUGUAAGCGCGAAACAUAAACGCGGGCGUAUACUGGUGUACGACAUAAUACGACCCGGCGUGAAGGGUCAUAGCAAACCGAUAUUGCGACUGAUAGACAGCAAGGUGAUCGAUGCGACGAAGAACGCCACGAUUAAUCUGGAUGUACAUCCAGCCGUGGUGAGAUGGAUAGAGAAUCAUCAGGAUAACCACGGGCUGCUGGUGCACGUGACUGGUGCGCUAGUUCGCACACGAGAACACGUGCGGCUGAGACGGGCCGUCGACGAGCACAAGGACGCGUGGGUGGUGAGCCGGCCGAUGCUCUACACGUAUAUGGAUGACGGCCGUUAUGAAAUGGCAUCCGCGAAUCAGAUACUGGAUCGACGGGCCAGGCGAGCCACCCUACGGAAGAAUCGGCGGAAGGACGGCCGCGAGAAUUGCCGACGGCAUCCGCUCUAUGUCGACUUCGCGGACGUCGGCUGGAACGAUUGGAUCGUCGCGCCGCCCGGAUACGACGCCUUCUACUGUCACGGUGAUUGCCCGUUUCCUCUGGCGGACCAUCUGAACUCGACAAAUCACGCGAUCGUGCAGACCCUCGUUUACUCAACAAAGCCAACAAUGGUACCUAAGGCGUGUUGCGUGCCGACCGCGCUCAGCUCGAUAUCGAUGCUUUAUUUAGAUGAGGAGAAUAAAGUAGUGCUGAAAAACUAUCAGGACAUGGCGGUCCUUGGAUGCGGUUGCCGUUAAGACAACUGACAGCACUAUUUUUAUUCUAUACGAUCAACGUAAUCAUUGAUCGAGCAGGAUAAGUUGAAGUAUUAUCCCACAUAGCGCCAUGUCUGAAAUCGGAACAUAAAACGUCUAUUUUUCUUAUUUUGUACGGAUUUCCUACCCAAUUAGAUAAAUUUAUCGCUUAGGUCGUAAUGUGUAUUUGACUUCCUUGAGGAGCAGAGAUCAUACGAUAUUGACAGUUAAUAUCCUUUCAAAUCGACAUUUGUCUAACACCAGGCCUUAUGUCUUUAUAUCUUAAUCAGCUCUGACUUAAUAAAGAUAUCAUUUAUACACAUUACUGGAGCGAUAUUGCUUCUUGAGUGAAGAUACGCAUUAAUUCUCAAUCAUUAUUGGAUGGAACGAUGUUCUUCUUAAAUGCAGAAAAACCAUAUACAUGGAGCAUAGGUGGAAUCGAAUUUGGAUCCACAGCUCACGCGAGUCGACCGCCCAGAGCGUAAAGCCACUUAACUCUCUCCAUGAGACGUCUUAUGUCCCGAUUUUGGACAUGCGUGUUGUCUGAGAUUAGAGGUACGGUCAACGAUGUUAUAAAUGUUUUGAAGCAACUAAUCUUUGAUUGGUCAAUUUGUAAAAUUCUUUCUUCAAAGCAUUUAUAGAGACUUGAAUCGUACCUUAGGACAUGGCAGUCCUAAAUCAUGGACUGACGUUGAGGCUCUUGACUACAUCGUACGGUCUCAUUUGCUUGCACGCGAGACACAUUGGCUGGUAUUCAUAAUUCUUAUUUCAAGAUCAUCUUAAGUAAUGUUUUAAGAUGCUAAUACGUAUUUCUCUUUUAAUUGAUUUAUAACACCUUGAGACUAUUUAGAUGAUCUUAAAUAUAAUAAUCGACAAUGAAUAUCGGCCAUUUGAUCGUCGAAAUAAUGAAAUGAUGCGAAAAGAAAUGAAAAAAGAUAGAGAUUAUUUAAUCUGCGUGCCGUAGACCGAUUCACAGUUUUGUGUGUGCUCGCUACCAUUUUUACGGAUGAAAAAGAUAAUUUUUGACUUUUUUUAGGAGACACAGUUGACACAAGUAUUAUUCUGUCUUUAUCAUUGAUUAAAUGUCGGAAAGGAUAAAACGAAGUCGACUGCAUUUCCUAAAGAGAAAACAGUCUUAGAAUGAAACACACACAAGUAAAGUUAUUGUAAAUUGUAUAUUCUUAAAGGAAGAAAGGACAGAAUUUAUCAUCAAGAAUAGUGUAUGAUAAAUUUAAUCUGUUGCUAGACAUGGUAAACGAUAAUAAAAUAGAGAUAAACGCGAAUGGUAUUAUAUUGCUAUUCAAUAACAAGAUUGACUUUGGGAGCAUUCAUCGAGGAAAGUUUUUUGUAGAAUCAUUUUUUAUAUAAAAUUGUAAAUCGAAGAUUACCUUUAAUCGAUAUAAAAAGGUCGCUCUUUAAAUCUUAAGAUUAAAUCGAAAAUAUUUUUUUUUUUUUUUAAGAUUUUACUUAUAAUGUCUACUAUUUAUUCAUUUUUAUUAUGUGCAAAUUUUCACUCGUUUUCUCGGGCGAUUAUUAUAUGUGGAAAAUGUGAAUAUUAACGGGAAGUAGCACGAGAGAAAAAUUCUAAUUCAGAAGAAAUUAGCUGACUUGAAAUGAAGCGAAGUAAACUAUAGAUAAUUCGCUGAUUAAAAGAUUCAUUCAUUAGAUCUCGAUAUAGAUCAGUUUUAAACAGGUUUUAUAGCCUUUGACUUCUACUAGAAAUGAAACGAUCGAUGUUGACUUCUUUUUUCCUCAAGUAGAAUUUUUUUCUUAAAUAGAAUCGCUCCAUUCUUUUGAGAUCGCCGGAACUGAGUUAUCCCUCCAUUGAAAUAACUUGUCAAGCCUCACUUUCGCUCUAAUGGUAUCUGACCACGUGGUUACAUGGCGUAUGUGCAGUGAAAGACAAAAAAAAUAUUCAAUUUACAAGAGGACAGCUGUCUCAAAAUCAGAGUUGGUAAAGACUAAUGUUUUUUUUUUUUUUUU
Acromyrmex echinatior (Panamanian leafcutter ant) is the source of this 4837-nucleotide messenger RNA. Its product is annotated as protein decapentaplegic. Lineage: Eukaryota; Metazoa; Arthropoda; Insecta; Hymenoptera; Formicidae. Gene Ontology annotation, molecular function: growth factor activity; cytokine activity. Gene Ontology annotation, cellular component: extracellular region. The record is from RefSeq and is a predicted model, not a curated record.